Messenger RNA from Solea senegalensis (Senegalese sole), 2314 nucleotides. Its product is annotated as transcription factor SOX-5-like. The coding region runs from base 198 to 1685 and encodes 495 amino acids. Gene Ontology annotation, molecular function: RNA polymerase II cis-regulatory region sequence-specific DNA binding; DNA-binding transcription factor activity, RNA polymerase II-specific. The transcript has 8 exons. Gene Ontology annotation, biological process: positive regulation of chondrocyte differentiation; regulation of transcription by RNA polymerase II; cell fate commitment. Lineage: Eukaryota; Metazoa; Chordata; Actinopteri; Pleuronectiformes; Soleidae. Gene Ontology annotation, cellular component: nucleus. The record is from RefSeq and is a predicted model, not a curated record.
GGUGGUGAUAGUGGGAGGAGGAGGAGGAAAAGAAGGGGGAGAUUGAGGGGAUGGGGGAUGCACAGAGGUAGAGCAGGAUGAAGGGGAACGGGCAAAAGAGAAGAAUGAGAAAAGGAUAAAAGAGAGGACGAGAGAUAAAGAUAGAAUGCUUGGAGAAGGGGGUGUACAUUUUACACUGGUGUGUAAAAUGUACUAAAAUGUCUAGAGUAAAGUUACUAAGAUGUGAUAUUGUCUGGUUGUCUUUAGGUGACCCCUACCCUCUCCAACUUAUCCCCACAUCAAUGGCUGCUGCUGCUGCUGCUACACCAGGCCUGGGACCACUACAGCUCCAGGUGAGCCUACAGCAGUUGUAUGCUGCUCAGCUGGCAGCCAUGCAGGUUUCCCCCGGGGCCAAGCAGCACGGAGGCAGCCUGCCACCCCAAACCAACCUGGGCACACACUCGCCACCCACCAACACACACCUACAGAGUGACAAGAGCCACAGCUCCCCACCACCACACAAGACUAAGGACAGUGAGGGUGCACAGCCACUGAACCUGUCGGCCAAGCCUAGGGCAUCCGAGAGCAAGUCACCCAACUCCCCCCCAACUUCCCCACAGGUCAAUGCUGCUGCUGCUGCCACCAAGCUGGGCCCUGCCAGUUCCUUGAAGCAGAGCAUCGCUCCCUCCAGCAUCGGAGGACCACCAACCAGAGUCAGCUCAAUAGCAGAUUUGUUGUCCUCGCUGUCCUCGACAGCCUACCUUAACGACCAUGAGGCGGUGACCAAGGCCUUCGCCGAGGCCCGACAGAUGAAGGAACAGCUGAAGAGAGAGCAGCAGGUCCUGGACGCCAAGGUGGCCGCUGUCAGUAACCUCAGCCUCAACAAUGGACGCACAGACAAGGACAAGGCUGCCUUGGAGAGUCUGAGUCAGCAGCUGAAGCAGCAGGCGGAGGACAAGUUCAACCACGCCAUGCUGGACUUCACCAUGAGUGGAGACUCUGACGGCUCCCCCAGUGUGUCAGACUCCAGAAUAUUUCGGGAGGCCCGGGGUCGUGGUGGCAGCAGCGAGCCUCACAUUAAACGGCCAAUGAACGCCUUCAUGGUCUGGGCCAAGGAUGAGAGGAGAAAGAUUCUCCAAGCCUUCCCCGACAUGCACAACUCCAACAUCAGCAAGAUCCUCGGCUCACGCUGGAAAGCCAUGACCAACCUGGAGAAGCAGCCGUACUACGAGGAGCAGGCUCGCCUCAGCAAGCAGCAUCUGGAAAAAUACCCAGACUACAAGUACAAGCCGCGGCCCAAACGCACCUGUCUGGUCGACGGCAAGAAGCUGCGUAUUGGCGAGUACAAAGCCAUCAUGAGGUCCCGCAGACAGGAAAUGAGACAAUAUUUCAGUAUGGGGCAGCAGAGCCAGCUUCCUCUGUCCUCGGCAGGCGUCGUCUACCCUGGUGCCCUGUCCAUGGCGGGAAUGCCUUCACCCCAGAUGCCCUCUGAGCAUUCCAGCAUGUCCAGCAGUCCCGAACCCAACGCCAACCACCACCAGAACCCCCAGAACCUGGGCCUGAAGGGGGACGAGCCUCGCAUCAAGGAGGAGCUACGGCUGGACGACAGCAACGGUGACGUGUACGACGACUUCGACUACGAGGAUGAAGAGGUUGAUUACGCCAGUGAUCAUGAGAACCAUAUCACACAACGGGACGGCAUGUGAGCCAUUCACUUUUAAGCCAAUUACUGCUGGUUAAUCCCGCCCCCCUCCCCCCUCAAAUCCUAAACCUGCCAAUCAGGAAGAAAACUUUCUCUUUUGCCAAUCACCCUCAGUCACAAUCUCACUCAACCCUGCAACGCUUUCCCCCUUCCUUACCGACAUGGACUCCAAACAGAGCCAGACCUGCAUCCCCUCCUCCCUCUGGAGUCCUGAUACCAGCAUUUGAUCAAUCAACUAAAGCACAGGACUUGUCACUCACACUGACUGUUACAUGAACUGGAGUCUGGGAGGAAGAGACGACCAGAGACGACUCUGAAGCUCGCUGAGGAAUAUUCACGUACUACUGCAAGAGUUUGCGUCAUGCCACAAGUGAGGAGAACUAAAAAUCACACUCAGAAAAGCAACCUUUAAAAGUUUGUAGACGAGGAGAAAGACGGAGCAGUGGACCUGUCAAAGGCUAACAGAUGACACUUUAAGAUGGCGGACCUGUUUGUUAUCAAGAGACACUUUUAAAAAAAACAAAAAAAAAAAAACAGCUUUUUUGUUCUUUGGUUCUAUAAUAUUCUCACUCAGGUACACGGUGCCAAUAAGUGGCUUGUGAAUGUGAUUUGUUGUUUUUGUGCUUCAAGUUU